AUGGCGCGCAUUCUUAUCACAGGCUCUUCCGACGGUCUCGGAUCAGCCGUCGCCAAAAGACUCGUCGCAAAUGGACAUUCUGUUGUUCUUCAUGCACGCAACGCUCAACGUGCAAAGGACGCCACGACAGCUUGUCCCGGGGCUGACACAGUCGUGACGGGCGACUUGUCCAGCCUUGCAGAGACCAAGAACAUGGCAAACGAAGUCAAUAAGCUGGGAGCGUUCGACUGCGUGAUUCACAACGCCGGACUUUAUCAAGGCCCAUUCCGCAAGACAAGCGAGGGGAUUCCAGCCCUGGCAGCCGUCAACACCGUAGCGCCAUAUGUGCUCACCGCACUGAUCACUCGGCCCAAGCGCUUAGUAUUCCUCUCCUCCGAGAUGCAUCAAUCAGGUUCUCCUAGUUUGGACGACGUCCUUUGGCAGAAACGCGGCGAAGGUCAAUACAGCGCAAAUGCCGCCUACUGCGCGAGCAAACUUCACAAUGUGUUGCUUGCCAAAGCUUUCGCCCGCAGAUGGCCUGACGUGAAGAGCAAUGCAUUGGAUCCUGGCUGGGUGGCUACCAAGAUGGGUGGCAGUUCGGCGCCAGGCAGCGUUGAUGCGGCGGUCGAAAGCUACGUUAUGCUUGCUGAGGGAGAGGAAGAGAAGGCCAAAAUGAGCGGGUGCUAUUUCCACCCGGGCAAGCGCCAAGGCACGCCUCACAAAGCAACAGAGGACGAAAAGACACAAGACAAGCUGCUAGAGAUCUGCGCUGAAUUUUCUGUCUCUCUAGAAAGUCGCCAAGCACAGCAGAAAGUCACCAUCGACCUGACGAAGAGAUACCAGACAAUCGACGGCUUCGGUUUCUCAGGCGCAUUCCAGCGCGCAAACCUCAUCGUCAAUCUUCAGCAGCCCAAACAGCGCGCGGUUCUCGAUCUCCUCUUCAACACGACCACCGGCGCUGGCUUCUCAAUUGUGCGCAACGGUAUUGGCUCGACGCCGAAUAGCAACAGCGAUUUCAUGAAUACGAUCCUUCCUAAAUGCCCAAGCACACCAGCGGAAGUCACUACGAACUACAGCGGGUACGUCUGGGAUGCUAAGGAUAGCGGACAGUUGUUCCUCAGCCAGAGAGCACAAGAGUAUGGCGUAAAUACCUUCUACGCGAAUGCAUGGAGUGCGCCUGGAUGCAUGAAGACAAACAACCAGGACACCAACGGCGGCCAGCUCUGUGGUGUCUCUGGUACCAAUUGCCGCUCUGGAGACUGGAAGCAAGCCUACGCGAACUACCUCGUCGCAUACAUCAACUUCUACGCAUCAGCCGGCGUCAAAGUCACACACCUCGGCUUCCUCAACGAGCCCGACUUAUCCACCUCGUACGCCUCAAUGCAAUCAUCCGGCACCCAAGCCGCCGAGUUCAUUAAAGUCCUCCGCCCCACACUCGACCGUGCAAACCUGACUUCCGUCGGCAUAAACUGCUGCGAAGCCACAGGCUGGAACGUCGCAACCCAACACGCGCAGCAGAUCGCCUCUGCCGGCGCCGAAAGCCUCGUCUACGCCAUCACCUCACACGAGUACACUUCGCGCAUCAGCGGCACCAUGCGCACUGCCGCUCGCGUCUGGCAAACCGAGUACUCAGACCUAAGCGGCGGGUGGAGCACAGCCUGGUAUUCCAACGGUGGUGCCGGCGAUGGCUUCACCUGGGCGAACACCGUCUUCAACGGUGUCGUAAACUCCAAUCUGUCCGCGUACAUCUUCUGGGAAGGCGUCCAGGACCGCGCUACGAAUAAUAAUAACAACGAGAAGCUUAUUCUUGUUGAUGGCCAGAACUACCAGGUUAGCAAGCGGCUUUGGGCUUUCGCGCAGUUUCGCGUCGUUAGGCCGGGUGCUGUGAGGGUGGGGGCGAGUGGUGGGGCGAAUGUCAAGGCUGGUGCUUUUGUUAAUGGGGAUGGGAGUGUGGCGGUUGUGGUUAUUAAUUCUGCGGCGGGUGCGCAGAGUGUGAGUGUUGCGCUGGCUGGGUAUCCGGAUGUGAAGGCGUGGUAUACGGAUAAUACUCACGAUAUGAGUGUUGCGAGUGUGACCGUGGGAAGCGAUGGGACUGCAGGCGCAAGUGUGCCAGGUAGAGCGAUGAUCAGUUUUCUGUUCAAGAAGACUGCGAAUGCGACGAUGUCGUAA
This is a messenger RNA of Alternaria metachromatica, 2148 nucleotides long. RefSeq lists its product as uncharacterized. Gene Ontology annotation, molecular function: glucosylceramidase activity. The transcript has 4 exons. NCBI's taxonomy places the organism in Eukaryota, Fungi, Ascomycota, Dothideomycetes, Pleosporales, Pleosporaceae. Bases 1 to 2148 code for a protein of 715 amino acids. Gene Ontology annotation, biological process: sphingolipid metabolic process. The record is from RefSeq and is a predicted model, not a curated record.